GGCAAAUACUUACUUGCAAAAAAAAACAAGGAACAUGUCAAAACAUAAAAGUCAAUUAAAUGAGUUUUUCAUUCAAAAAUUAUUACAUACAAGAAAGCAAAAAUACGAUGAAUUUCAAUGAAUUUUCUUGAAAAUUAACAAAAAAAACAUUAUAUAUUUAAAAAUGUAUUGUUUGCAAGCUCUACUUCCUGUCUUGCUAAUUCCUAAGCCACAAGCAAACCCAGCUAUGGUCCAAACUCAUAUAUUUUUCGUCAUUCUUUUUUUGGUAAGCUUUUUCCUUGAAAGAAAGCCGUGUACAAUUUGUAGCAUUGUAUUUAUAUCGGCGUGUUUCUUGAUUUGCUAUUCUGGAAUAUUUCCUCAUUCGGUUAUUGGAGCAUGUUUAUUCUGGACUAACUGCAGUGAUAGUUCUUGUGAAAAUGAAUGAUAGUUUUUUUUAUCAGAUCAGACAAAUAUUAUUAAAUUGUCACAUAAUAUCAUAAAAUCUAAAAUUUUUAAACUUUUGAAAGUUUGACGUUUGAAAGUUGGAAUUUUUUUAGUGUCUUAAUAUAUAAAAGUUUAAUAAUUCAAAAUUUUAUAUUUUCUCCUGAAAAAAACACUUUCCUUAAUUAGCAAACAUAAUAUAAGUUGAAAACAGAGCUCUUUAAUUAAUAAACAUACUUUUCUUGAUCAACAAUUAGAUACUAGGUAUAUGCAAAGUAAAAGAAAAUAUAUAGGUACAUAUUUAAGAAACCAUAAGAAUACGAAAAUCAAGUUCAAUGCUCAUUGUCAUAUUAAAUUUAUUAAUAAAAUAAUUUAAAAAAUAUUUAUGCCAAAUAAAGUUUAUUCAUAUAUAUGAAUUAUAAUGUUUCAAGUGAAUUAAAUUGUAUUAUUAAUAUUUUCAUUCACAUAAAAUAUACUUAGUUAUUGGCAUUAUUGAACAUAAACUACUUAGUUAAUAUAAUA
Molecule: messenger RNA, 942 nt
Organism: Culicoides brevitarsis
Lineage: Eukaryota; Metazoa; Arthropoda; Insecta; Diptera; Ceratopogonidae
Gene: bc10
Product: bladder cancer-associated protein
Exons: 2
Coding region: 164-424 (86 amino acids)
Source: RefSeq, a predicted model, not a curated record